AUGUAUACUACUCAACCACUUGUUGGGGUUAAUCAACAGUCAUCGCAACAGUAUGGAUAUAUCAAUGGAUCUCAAACACAACAGCAACAAUCUUCUUCUGGUAUUUCUAAUAAUUCAACAGAUUUAUUUCAUACAAAUCAUAAUGUUGCAUUUUCAACAAUGAGACGUUCAAGUCGUCCAAAAGACUUGAGUAUUGAUUUGACAAUAGUUGAUGAACAAUCAUCACCGUAUUCAGCCUCUUAUGUAAUUCAACCUCAUCAUCAACAUAUUCAGCAACAACAACAAAUGUACGCAAUAACUGUCAAUACACCAUUUCAGUCUCAACAACGUACCGGUAGUCAUACUCCUCAUACAUAUCCUUUUUUAACAUCACACAUAUCAUCGCCUAACCAACAGCAUACGCUGAUUAAUAAUACCACGGCAUUCACUUUUCCACCACCUCAAUCACCAGUGCAACGAUAUAAUUCUGUACCAGCUUCACCAAAUAAUAGCUCUAAUAUUUCUAUCGUUACAUCACCUAGACAUCAAAAAAUGGCGUUAAUUCAACAAUCGUCAACAAUUCAACACUCUUAUAAUCAACAGACACAACAGUCUCAAAUUCAAUUACAUUCUCCAUUAAUAUUAAAUCAUACAAAUAGUAGGGCUUCAACACCAAAAACAUUAAAUUCGAACAAUAAUAACUCAAAUAUUCGUCUUUUAGCUACAUCACAAUGGUCAAAUAAUGCUCUCAAUCCACUAAUGGUUGCACAUUUACAUGAACAUUCAAUAAAUGUCAAUAAUGACCAAAAAAUGCAUUAUAAUAACACCAGCAACAAUAACAAUCGAAUCGACGUCAACGAUGAUAAUAAUAAUAAUGAUGAUGAUGAUGAAGAUCCUUCAGCUUCAAUCGAUGCACUUGUUGCUGACGUGGAUGCUACUUCAAAUGCGAUUCUACAACAAAAACAAAAACAACAACAACAAAACCAGCCACAAUCCGCUAGUGGAGUGGACCAAGAUAAACAAUCAUCUCAAGAUCAACCACAUCUUUCACAAACAUCUCCAUUAUACAUUCGUGGACAUUCUCAAGUACUCAACACACCACCAAAUCCAUUAGCAUUAGACGAUCAUCCAGACAAUCAUCCAGACAAUCAUCUUCAUCUCAUGCAACACCAACCUGUUUUAUCACCGUCAACAUGUAAAAGUUUUCAACAAUCAUUUAAUCAAUCGAGUCCAUUGCAUAGUGCCGGUUUUCAAUUAAAUAACAAUGAAACAUCGUCUCGAUCAAAAUCUUAUUUUACAUUUGAUGCAUCUGUAACAUCAAAUAAAACGGAACAACAAACGUUGAAUGAUACUGUGUUUAAUACAAAUAAAGAUUUAAUAAAAACAUUGAAUAAUCACCAUCAUUCACACGGUAAAACAAUAAAUAAUUCAGAUAAUGAGAAAGAUCAUUAUGAUAAUAGUUUAACAACAAAAAAGAAGCCAUUAAUGACAAAUACUGAUUGUAUGAUUGAGAACGAACAGAGUAAAGACACGACAACAACACCCGAUAUGAUUGUCGACCGAUUAUUAAAUGAAAACGGCACAAAGGUUGAAUCGAUUUCACAAAGAACAACAACGACACCUGUCACUGUACCGAUUGUUGUACAAAAAAAAACUCGUAAGAAAAUGGAUCCUAAUCGUGCAAAAACAUCAACGCCUAUGACUACCAAUGGUUCAACACAAAUAAAAAAUCCAUUUCAAUCUCUACAAAAUCGUCAUUGUUGUACGUAUGCGGAUUGUACAAAAAUAUUUGCUAAUAAAAGUGCGUUAGCUAAACACAAGCUCACACAUUCGCAAGAUCGACGACAUAAAUGUGAAAAAUGCAAUAAAGGUUUUAAACGAUUAGAUCAUCUACAUGGUCAUAUGCUUACACACGAAGAAGAUAAACCCCAUAAAUGUAAGGCACCAGGAUGUUCUCGUACUUAUUGUGAUGCUCGAUCAUUGAAACGUCACAUCGAAAAUCAACAUCAAGAUAUAUUAGCAGCCAUACAUGAAGGCGGUCAUGAUGAUUAUAAACAAUACUUACCUGAAACAGCAUAUGUUAAAACAAAAGAAAGUUCAUCAAAUUUACAAGGAGAUUACUCCAUGGACUCAAAUGACUCACUGAGAUCAACCGAAAAUCUUGAACAGCAACAACAACAAGUUGAUUUAGGAACAGGACAAAAGGCGGGAAAUAAAAUUUUGCCAACAUAUACAUUUGACGAAGAAAAAUGCGUGCAGUGUCAAUUAUGCAAGAAAACAUUUAAAAAUGGCGCUGCUUUAAAUGGUCAUAUGCGAUUACACGGUGGAUUUUCUACUGACAACAAGCCACAAAGUAGUCAACAGUUGUCAGAUUCGAAAAAACGUUCAACUGUUACACGUGAAGACUCCGACAUUAAACGUCGUCCCAAGCGUAAACGUCCUGAUGAAUCGUUGAACAACAAGCCAACGCCGCCAACUCUCAUCAGUCAUUCUUUCAUAAAUUGUUUGACACCCGAUUCUGCUCAUUGUUCAUCAUCCACUACGCCAUUGUCAACGACUUCCGUAUCACCUCCAUUAAACAAACAACAAACAAAACGUCCACCAUUAUAUCGUUCGGUACAGAUAAAAAGCGAAGAAGAAGAUGUGAAUGACGAUUAUCUUCAUAAUUUUACGUCCAUCCACUCUCAACAAACGUUUCAUCCAUUUACGACACGUUAUGAUGAUAAAUCCCGUAUACGAUCAGUUUCAUCAUCGGUUAUUGAACGGCAUGCACUUCCCGCGUAUGCAAUAAAGAAUCCACUUAGUGUGCAACAACAACAAGAUCACCAUCAGAUAACUCAUCAACUAAAUCCAACAUUCAAAAAUCGAAAACAACAGCCGUUAUCAAUACAAACUCAAUUAAGUCAUCAUAAAGAUAACGAUAACAUGAGAAAUGUACAAGAUUAUCUUACCACACAUCAAUCUAUGGAUCUUUUAAAUCAUCCUUCUAAUAAUUCAAGAAUGAUGGAUAAUGCCAUGCUACCAAUAUCAAAUCAUAAUUCUCCAUCCCCUCACAGACAACAACACUGUCAUACAUCACAUGAUGAUAUUAAUCACACAAUUGGUUUACCUGGUGGUCUACGUUUUUUGUCGAGUGAGCAUCAGUACAACGAAAAACUCAGAAAAUCACAUUCUGAAAACAAAUUUCUUCAAAUGAAAUCAUAUUCACAUGAUGAGACACAAGGAAAUCCAUUAUCACAUGAUGACACACAAAGAAAUCCAUUACCACAAGCUAUUUUCUGUCAUCAUUUGUAUCAGCAACAGCACCACGACUCACAAAAGAAGAUGUAUAGACAAAGCAGUGAUAAUACUUUCAGUAGUCAGAAUUAUGGUUCUCACUCAAUACCACUCCAACAAUUACAACAGCACGAAACAAAUUAUGCUAAAAAACAGAAUAACAGUGGAAAUAAUAAAACAAAACAUCAUCAUACUCACCACCAUCAACCGUCACAAAACUCAUCUCUGACAUUCCAUCAAUAUUCGCAUCCAUCACACGCCGAUGCUUAUCCAACUUCAUUACUUCAUGCUCCACAACAUUCUACAACAAAUUUGCAUGCAGAUGUUAUUUUACGAAAUCAAAUAACUAAUCACAAUCAUAACAAUAAAACAGAUAACAGUGCAAUAUUUGGCGUUUUAAACUACAUAACACCAAGCCAAAUGCAGCAAGCAGCGACUAUUCAGCAACAAAAUCCUUUCAAUCAAAUUAAACCAGAAAGACGUUAUCUUCCACUUCCACAUCAACUAUUAACUGAUUUGAUACCAUUACAAGAACAUUUGAAACCAAAUCAAUCACAUUCUCCUUCACCACAUGAACAACAUAUGUUUUAUCAUUUGAAUGAUAAUAACGAUUUUCAUCGAACACCAUCAACAAGUCCGUAUCGCUUGCAGCCUUCCCCAUACGCAGUAUCCUCCUCAUCUUUAACACCACAACGAAUAGUUUUAUCACCGCGAUCUAUAGAUCAUCAACAAACACAAGCACAGCGGACGCAUUCACAAAACGAUAAAUCACUAGCUUGCUCAACCACAAAUACACCACAACAUUCACCGCUAAGUGAUCAUCAUUCUCCAUAUGAUCCUCAACAGUCUGUAUCAGACCACAAUUCAGACAUGACAACGCCAAUUCAUCAACACACAUCGCCAGCACCUGUCUCUUCUUCAUCUUCUUCUCAUCGAUCUUCCCCACCAUUAAGCUGCAUCGUUCCGAAAAAAAGAAAGUACACUCUUCCAAUGGACGAUAUAAAUUCCCCCACUAACACUUGUUCAGCACAAACAAAAUCGGACAAUGAAAGUAAUUCUAAUCGCCAAUCUAACCCGUUGAAGACAAUUACAUUAAGAAAGAAGAAUAAUUCAGUUUCCUACUCAACAUCAACAUUCGAACCUGUCAUCGAUACUAUUGUUGCUCCAAAUUCUGUUCACAAUAUUGAAACGACAUUUGCAAUUGAUAGUAUACCAUCACUUCUUACAACCAAUAGCGAAGAAAAAGAAGACGAAAAAACCAACGAGGCUGACAUGCGAAUCGAAGUUGAAAAUGUGACAGCUGAAGAUAAUGAAAAAUCUUGUCAAAAAGAAAAUUCACUAAUCGUAUUAAAAGUUGUUCCAGAUAUUGAUGAAAAACCACUAACUUGUGAUAUUUCUGUCGGUGCCAAUAAUGAACAGAAAAGAGAUCGUGAAACAAAUGUCUGUAAGCAACUCUUAGGAUUUCUUAUUUCAUCGACAAGUUCCAGCGACAAAACACCAUCGUCAAAUGCUUCAUCGCAUAUUUCAUCCUCUUCGUCGAAUGGUAAACAUUUUCAAUACGAUCGCGUUCCAUCGAUUACUGUGACAACAUCUCGAACGAUGACCAAUGAACCUUACCACCGGCUUCUUAGUCAACCAUUGGGUUCUCCAUCCUUUUUAUGGCCAUCACAAACUAGUCAAUUGCGUCGACAACAAAGUUCUAUUCCUUACACACCACCACCUAUGUUGAGUCCUUAUCGAAAAGGACCAGGAUUAUAUUACCAUGUAUUUUCUGCUACACCAACAGCCGCUUCAACACCGACUACCAUGUUUCCUCAAGCAGGACAACAGUUAUUCACAUCGAUGACAAAUAAACCAAUAUUAAGUGAAUUUAAUAAGCAAGAAUAUGAUGAGUUAAUUCCUACACCAAAAAGUGACGUGUCUAUCCAAGAUUUACUGCCGAGGAUCAAUGUGGGUGAGCAAUAUCAGGUUAAUAUCCCAGAAUGCAAUCCGAACGAUUUGAGUGUUUAUGAUGAUAAUUUGGAUGAAUUAUUAUUUAGUCCAUAUAAUAUGCCGAAUAUAAAUGAAGAGUUGUUUGAUCGAUUUGGACUACUAAUAAAUAAAAAUGUUUUAUGUCCAAUAUCAACAACUGCGUCAUAUCCAUUAGAAUUAAUCUACAUGUUAUUAUACGAAUUUGAUGGUGAUAUUGAAAUGACAUAUUUAGCCUUACUUGAAGGAAAAACGACAAAAAUCAAAAAAUGUCGACCUAUACAUACAUAUAAAUUUGCAGAAUGUGAGAUUUGGACUAAACAAGAAAUUAAUUUAUAUAAUCAAUCAAUUGUUAAACAUGAAAAGAAUUUUGAACUCGUUAGUAAAGAUAUCGGUACAAAAAGUGUUAAACAAUGUAUUGAAUAUUAUUAUAUACCGAAAAAACAGUUAAAUUCAUCGACUUCGACUACAAAACGAAAACGUCAGACAAAAACGCUUAAAUGUUCUUCUAAUCCUUCUCAACAAAAACAUCAUAAUUUAAAGAAUAAUUUAAUUGAUGAUACUUCAUCGUCAUCGUCAACAACAAUUAGUGAUAAUAAUCGAAUGGACGAGGAAAACAAUAAUGAAACAAACUUUUUAUGCAAAAUUGACAAUUGUCAAAUGAAAUUUGAUACUGAACGAUCUUAUCGUGCUCAUCGUAAUGAACAUCGUCGUUGUAAACUUAACGUGUUACCUACGAAACAAACAAAUUAUAAUUAA
This is a messenger RNA of Didymodactylos carnosus, 5982 nucleotides long. NCBI's taxonomy places the organism in Eukaryota, Metazoa, Rotifera, Eurotatoria, Philodinida, Philodinidae. The record is from the annotation of a GenBank genome assembly.